AUGUCCGCCCAACCCGCUCACCCGACAGACACAAGAGCUUCCGAACCAGAGACAGAAGUAGACUUCAACCCGCUCGAUCACUCACACAGGAGGUGGAACCCGUUGAAGAGGGAGUGGGUGUUGUGCAGUCCCCACCGCACCAAGCGACCCUGGCAAGGCGCCGUCGAACCUCCCCAACUCACUUCUCUACCGGAGUACGACGACAAGUGUUAUCUUUGUCCGGGGAACGAGAGGGCGGGAGGAAAGAGGACGGAGAGGUAUGAGGGGACUUUUGUUUUCGAGAACGACUUUGCCGCCCUCCUCCCCACUCCCAUCUCCCCUCCCGCUCCCGCCUCCGAAGACCCCUCGACCUCCUCCCUCUUCCAAACCCAACCCGCGCGAGGGAAAUGCUACGUCAUCUGUUUCUCGCCCCGGCACGACUUGACGGUCGCCGAGAUGAGUGAUGAGGGCGUUCAGAGGGUCAUCGAGACUUGGAUCGAGCUUUACAGGGAUAUCUCGCUCGAGAACCCGUGGAUCAAGUACAUCCAGAUCUUCGAGAACAAAGGCUCAAUGAUGGGCUGCUCGAACCCUCACCCGCACGGACAAGCCUGGAGCUUGAGUUACGUCCCGACCAUGCCGGAACGGAUCUUGGCGAGUCAGAGGAGUUGGGCGGAGGAGUGGGAGGGGAAGGCGAAGGAGGGAGUGCCGACUUUGACCAAUGGCCUCCCUUCCCUCCUCCUGACCUACGCCCACUCCGAACUCGCCCUCUACCACUCCUCGCCCUCAACCUCUCGCGUCACCCACCUCGGCGACCACUUUGUCGCGCUCGUCCCGUACUGGGCUGCAUGGCCGUUCGAGGUCCUCGUCGUGCCUUACAAGCGACAUGUACCGAGUUUGGCGUAUUUGGAGGAGGAGGAGAAGGCGGAUUUGGCGCGCACUUUGACGAGUGUUGGGAGGAGGUACGAUAACCUCUUCGAAUGCUCCUUCGCCUACUCGAUGGGGAUCUACCAAACCCCAACCUUCUCCCCCUCGCUCUCGCUCUCCGCUCGCGGCUCCUCCGCCCCAGACGCCUGCUACGCCCAGCUGCACAUCGGGUUCUACCCGCCCCUCUUGCGCAGCUCGACCGUCAAGAAGUACCUCGUUGGGUUCGAGUUGUUUGCUGAGACGCAGAGGGAUAUCACGCCUGAGCAGGCGGCGGUGAGGUUGAGGGAGAAGAGCGAGACGGAGCAUUACAAGAGGGGGUGA
Rhodotorula toruloides NP11 is the source of this 1224-nucleotide messenger RNA. RefSeq names its product UDP-glucose:hexose-1-phosphate uridylyltransferase. The transcript is spliced from 7 exons. Gene Ontology annotation, biological process: beta-D-galactose catabolic process via UDP-galactose, Leloir pathway. Lineage: Eukaryota; Fungi; Basidiomycota; Microbotryomycetes; Sporidiobolales; Sporidiobolaceae. Gene Ontology annotation, molecular function: zinc ion binding; UDP-glucose:hexose-1-phosphate uridylyltransferase activity. The coding region runs from base 1 to 1224 and encodes 407 amino acids. The record is from RefSeq and is a predicted model, not a curated record. Gene Ontology annotation, cellular component: cytoplasm.